This is a messenger RNA of Cryptomeria japonica (Japanese cedar), 2042 nucleotides long. Its product is annotated as serine/threonine-protein kinase PBL34. Gene Ontology annotation, molecular function: protein kinase activity; ATP binding. The coding region runs from base 6 to 1514 and encodes 502 amino acids. NCBI's taxonomy places the organism in Eukaryota, Viridiplantae, Streptophyta, Pinopsida, Cupressales, Cupressaceae. The record is from RefSeq and is a predicted model, not a curated record. The transcript has 6 exons. Gene Ontology annotation, biological process: protein phosphorylation.
GGUUGAUGGGACUGGGACCGGGUGUCGCACAGGUGGAGGCAUGGGAGCAGGUGGGAGAGUCCAAGAGAGUUGGAAGCAGGAGAAAGAAGGAUGAAUCAGAGGCUAGAGGCUGCUGGCAUGGUCUGAAUUUUGGACUCAUGGGCAGCUGUAUCUCGUCUAGAUCCAAAGUAGACAACUCAAUCAGCAGCACUGUCAUUCACUCUGAUGGUAUAACUGGUAUUGCAGCUGAGACUAAAUCUCCAAAUGACAGUAGCAAAGAGCCACCUGCUGCUCAGAUAGUGUCUUCCACAAGCACGAGUAAUACAGAAAGCAAUCCAUCUACUCCUAAAGUAGGUGAUGAUCUGAAAAUUUCAUCCCAGUUGCGGAAAUUCACGUUCAAUGAAUUAAAAUCUGCUACUAGAAACUUUAGACCAGAAAGUCUUCUUGGUGAAGGUGGAUUUGGCUGUGUUUUCAAAGGCUGGAUAGAAGAGAAUGGUACUGCUCCUGUCAAGCCUGGAACAGGUCUCACAGUGGCAGUAAAAACGCUUAACCAUGAUGGGCUACAGGGUCACAAAGAAUGGCUGGCAGAAGUUAACUUUCUUGGUGACCUUGUCCAUCCCAAUCUGGUCAAACUUAUUGGGUAUUGCAUAGAAGAUGAUCAGAGGUUGCUUGUGUAUGAAUUUAUGCCCCGAGGCAGUUUGGAAAAUCAUCUCUUUAGAAAAGGGUCCCUGCCUCUUCCGUGGUCUAUCAGGAUGAAAAUUGCAUUGGGUGCAGCUAAGGGCCUUGGAUUUCUUCAUGAAGGAGCUGAAAGGCCUGUGAUUUAUCGAGAUUUUAAGACAUCUAACAUUCUGUUGGAUUCGGAAUACAAUGCAAAGCUUUCUGACUUCGGACUAGCAAAAGAUGGACCUGAAGGAGACAAAACUCAUGUAUCCACUCGAGUCAUGGGAACUUAUGGCUAUGCUGCCCCAGAGUAUGUGAUGACUGGGCAUUUGACAUCAAGGAGUGAUGUCUAUAGCUUUGGUGUUGUUCUUCUUGAAAUGUUAACUGGCCGAAGAUCUAUGGACAAGAACAGGCCUAGUGGAGAGCACAAUCUGGUGGAAUGGGCUCGUCCUUAUCUUGGAGAGAAAAGAAGGUUGUAUCGUCUUAUAGAUCCUCGUUUGGAGGGACAGUUUUCCAUAAAGGGGGCUCAAAAAGCUGCCCAGUUGGCUCACCACUGCCUUAGUCGAGAUCCUAAAGCCAGGCCUUUAAUGAGUGAGGUUGUUGAGCUUCUCAGACCAUUGUUGAAUUUAAAGGACAUGGCUAGCUCAUCCUUUCAUUAUCAAGCUUUACAAGCAGAACGUUCAGGUCGUCAACAGCAAUUGGCAAAUGGAAAUGGUCAGUUGAAGAAUGGGGCAAAUGGAAAUGGUCAGUUGAAGAAUGUGGUAAAUGGAAAUGGGCAUUUAGCAUCCAAGAAUGGACAUCUGCGAGUCAUUGUUAAUGGUCCACAAGCAUCACCAUAUCGCCAAUCUCCCAAGUUAAAUGGUAAAAACUCAUAGGUGAUCGUAUUUCUCUUUCAUCAUUCCUUCCUUCUUAAAUUUGUACAAUUUAACUAAAGUUGACGAGUUUCAGACCUUCGCAACCUACCAAAGGGAAAGCAGUGUGAACUUAAGUGUGGGUGUGUUAUCUUUGUAUGGCUUGAACUUAAGAGGCCAUUUCUGGACGUCCUUGUAGAGUAAGUUCAGCACGUCUGAAAAAUUAAUGCUAAAUGCUCUGACAUUGUAUGACAUUGCAAGUCCAACCGACAGAUCAAAGCAGGGGGUAAUGUUAGACAAGCUGCUACGGCUGUGUUUAUAUGAAAGUAGCAAAAAGUAACUUUGAAAAUCUGCUUUGGUAAGGAAAUAAUGUUGUCUGGAGUUGGAGCAUUUUCUCAUAACUAAAAGUUUCAUUUCUAUUACUAACAAAAGAUAUGCAUCAACUCUGUAAUUGAAUGUAUUUGGAAGCUUUAUUAGACACCUUAUUGGUGCAAAGAUUUUCAUGAUUCCACUUUUUCUAUGCCAAUCUGAUUAGUCUGAAUUUUGCUUUUA